AUGGUUCCUGCCCCUAUUGACCCAUCUAUCACGGACGUGGCGGAGCCGCAGAAGGACACCCUUGGUCUCCCCGAAGCCGCAAAGGCAAGGUUGACCAAGGCUGGCGUGGACCUUUCCAACGGCUACCCUUAUCGCCCCUCUCGACCGCUGUACUUGCAGGACGCCAUCAACAUUCGCAACAAGGAGAGAGAGUACAUCGAUGCUGGAUCUCGGGCAGACAAGUCCAAGAAGAACCUGUUCAGCGCGGCAACCAAGGUAACAGACCUGACGGCGCACAUAGGCACAGAGAUCGAGGGCCUCCAGCUCAAAGAUCUCACCCCUGAACAGAAGGAUGAGCUUGCCCUGUUGAUUGCGGAGCGUAGCGUUGUGUUUCUCCGAGAUCAAGAUCUCUCGCCUCAGCAGCAAAAGGAGUUGGGUGAUUGGUUCGGAGAGGUCGAGGUCCAUCCCCAAGUCCCGCAGGUUCCCGGCGUUCUUGGCGCCACAGUCAUCUGGCCCGCCCUGUGGGCUACCGAGAGACCGGCAAACUUCCGCAACCCGGGUGGAGCCUCCAGAUGGCACACCGAUCUAGUACACGAACGCCAACCCGCUGGAAUCACGCACCUUCAUAAUGAUACAAUUCCUCCCGUUGGAGGCGACACUCUCUGGGCCAGUGGUUAUUCCGCCUAUGAGAAGCUUUCACCUGACUUCCGAAAAAUCAUUGACGGAAAAUACGCCGUCUACAAGUCUGCCCAUGCUUACUUGGACCGGAACGACCCGGAGGCUGGACCGAAGCAUAUCGAGCGCGCACACCCUCUGGUUCGUGUCCAUCCCGCCACUGGUUGGAAGGCUCUGUGGGUCAACCGCCUCUUUACAGACCGCAUCAUUGGCCUUGACAAAGCCGAGAGCGAUGUCAUUCUCAACUACUUGUUUGACGUAUUUGAGAAGAAUGUGGAUAUUCAGGUCCGGUUCAAGUGGACACCUAACACGAGCGCUCUCUGGGACAACAGAAUCACUAUCCACAACGCAAGCUGGGACUAUGAGGGUAACCACCCACGUCAUGGGACUCGUGUAACUUCUUUGGCAGAGAAGCCUUAUUAUGAUGCAGACGCGCCCACUCGGAGACAAGCUUUGGGAAUCUUGGACAAGGACGAGAGAGAGGCUCUUGGUAUUGAUGCCACGACAAAGGGAUUAAAAGAUUUCUCGUUGUAG
Colletotrichum truncatum is the source of this 1188-nucleotide messenger RNA. RefSeq names its product alpha-ketoglutarate-dependent taurine dioxygenase. Gene Ontology annotation, cellular component: cytoplasm. The record is from RefSeq and is a predicted model, not a curated record. Gene Ontology annotation, molecular function: 2-oxoglutarate-dependent dioxygenase activity. Lineage: Eukaryota; Fungi; Ascomycota; Sordariomycetes; Glomerellales; Glomerellaceae.